Molecule: messenger RNA, 3826 nt
Organism: Momordica charantia (bitter melon)
Lineage: Eukaryota; Viridiplantae; Streptophyta; Magnoliopsida; Cucurbitales; Cucurbitaceae
Product: protein argonaute PNH1
Molecular function (GO): RNA binding; protein binding
Source: RefSeq, a predicted model, not a curated record
UGUUAUUUCUCCUUUUUCUUUCUUUUGCACUCUUUAUUAAAUUCUUCCCAAGACGGCGCCGUCCCCCAUAUCAUUAAAGAAACAAAAGAAAACUCGAUUCCCCACGUUCUCUUUCCAUUCUUCCAACUUACUCUGCUCCUUUCCUCGCAUCUUCCUCUGUUACUCACAACAUCCCAUUUCUUAUUUCAGAGCAGAACGAAUAAAGGGUGGAGAGAAACAGAAACCAAUUGCCUAUUGGUUCAUCUAAAUCUAAAAUUGUAUAAAAAAAAAUUGUUAAAAAGUUUUUUAAAAUGUUCUUUCUGAUUUACACCUCAAGUUCUAAAAAGCAAAAUGUUAUAUGUAUAAAAAGUUAGUCGUUCUCUUCAACUUCUCAUCUGGGGUCUUUGGUUUUCGUUUUCUUUUCCAUUCUUUUACUGAUAUUGAAUCAAUUAACUAAUACAGAAAUAAAUACUAAAUAGAACAGAAAAGUGCUGCUUGUUUGGUUUCGAUUUGCCAUUAUCCUGCAUACUUGCUUUUGGCAACAUUUCAACAGCUGGGGUUCUGAGAAAAAUCCAAUCAAAUCAAAGGUUGACCAUAAAUACCAACAGAUCCUCCAACAUCUUCUUCUUCUUUCUUCUUCUUUUUGCUGCCUCAGUCUCAGUCUCUGGACCAGACGUCAAAUACUUGGUUAACUUUUAUGUUAAAGGAUCGAUUAGUUCAGGAGUCUUGAGUUAAUGGCUGGCCUAAUGACUUCUUCACAGUCCUUGGCGUAGACCUCAAGCUUUGAGUUAGUUAAGUGUUGUGCUGAGCGAUAGGUCUCUGUGUGACAGAGAAAAGUAAACAAAAAAAAAUGCCCUACAUGCAAAUGGAGCCUGAAGAGAAACAUGUAAUACCAUCUUCUCAAAUGGUGUUGAAAUCCCUACAUGGAUUAAAGGAUGCUGAAAAGACUAGUUUAUGGAGAAGAAAAGGAAAGAGGAGAGCAAAAGGAUCUGCCAUGGAAGGACUCAAGCAAGAGGAGCUUGAUCCAAAUCUGGAGUUUCCCUCUUCCACAUCUUCCAGCAAAAGCUUAAUGUUUCCCAGCAGGCCAGGCUUUGGCCAGCUGGGGACUAAAUGCUUGGUUAAAGCCAAUCACUUCCUGGCAAAAAUACCUGAAUCAGACAUAAGUCACUACACUGUUAUGAUAACCCCAGAAGUUACUUCUCGAAAAAUGAAGAAGAAUAUAUUGACUGAGUUGGUCAAACAUUAUAGAAGCACAGAACUGGGGAUGAGACUGCCAGUGUAUGAUGGAGGAAGAAACCUGUACACAGCCGGAUUGCUGCCUUUCACAUCAAAAGAGUUCACUGUCAUUUUGGCUCAUGAGGAAGAGGGGACAACCAAUCCCAGGGAACGAGAAUUUAAAGUGCAGAUAAAGUUCGUAAGUUUGGCUAGUAUGCACCAGUUACGAGAAUUACUUGCUGGCAAACAAGUUAAUAACCCUCAAGAUGCUUUGGCCAUUAUUGACAUAGUCUUGAGGGAGCUUCAUGCUCAAAGAUAUAUAUCAGUUGGGCGAUUCUUUUACUCUCCCUGCAUUAAGAAACCUCAGCAUGUUGGGGGUGGUUUGCAAGCAUGGCGUGGUUUCUAUCAAAGCAUCCGACCUACUCAAAUGGGAUUGUCACUAAAUAUUGACAUGUCAUCCACUGCAUUCUUUGAAGCAAUCCCUGUCAUUGAUUUUGUUGCUCAAAUUCUGAAGAAAGAUGUGUAUACUAGACCAUUGUCCGAUGCUGAUCGUAUCAAGGUUAAAAAAGUACUAAGGGGUGUAAAAGUUGAAGUUACACACCGAGGAAAUGUAAGAAGGAAAUAUCGAAUUUCAGGACUGACAUCACAGCCUACAAGAGAGCUAAUGUAUAUAAAAUAUUGGCCUCAUUCCUCUUUAUUCUGCAUUUCUAAUUGUCUUUUGCUCUUUAAUAUUGUUUCCACUGAGUUGUUUUGCUACAGUUUCCCUCUUGAUGAGCAGAUGAACAUGAAAUCUGUAGUUGAGUACUUCCAAGAGAAGUAUGGAUAUACCAUUCAGUAUACACAUUUGCCUUGCCUUCAAGUAGGAAACCAGAAGAAGGUGAAUUAUCUACCCAUGGAGGCAUGUAAGAUACUUAAAGGACAGAGAUACACCAAAGGACUAAACGAAAAGCAAAUAACUUCCUUGUUGAAAGUUUCUUGUCAAAGACCCUCAGAUCAAGAAAUAGACAUUUUACAGACUGUUAAUCAGAAUGCAUAUGAGGAAGAUCCGUAUGCAAAAGAGUUCGGAAUCAGCAUUGACAACAAGCUUACAUCAGUUGAAGCACGAGUUCUUCCAUCUCCAUGGCUAAAAUUUAACGACGCGGGAAAAGAAAAGGAACAUCUUCCACAAGUUGGUCAGUGGAAUAUGAUGAACAAGAAAGUAAUAAACGGAAGUGUUGUAAGAUACUGGGCUUGUAUCAAUUUCUCGCGCAACGUCCAAGAGAGCAUUGCUCGUGGUUUCUGUCAACAGCUGGUCCAGAUGUGCCAAAUUUCUGGCAUGGAAUUUAACCCAGAUCCUGCGGUUCCUAUAUACUCAGCAAGACCAGAUCAAGUGAAGAAGGCCUUAAAAUUUGUAUAUAGUUCAGUUUAUAACAAACAUGAAGGGAAAGAGUUAGAGUUACUUAUAGCUAUUCUUCCCGACAGCAAUGGCUCUUUAUAUGGUGAUCUUAAAAGGAUCUGCGAAACAGAGUUGGGAUUGAUCUCCCAGUGUUGUCUAACAAAGCAUGUCUUCAAGAAGAGCAGACAGUAUUUAGCAAAUGUGUCACUUAAGAUCAACGUCAAGAUGGGGGGAAGAAACACUGUUCUUUUAGAUGCUUUGCGGUCAAGAAUUCCACUAGUCAGUGACAUACCAACAAUAAUCUUUGGAGCUGACGUUACCCAUCCAGAAUCAGGGGAGGAUUCUCUUCCAUCAAUAGCUGCCGUUGUGGCCUCCCAAGAUUGGCCAGAAGUUACAAAAUAUGCCGGAUUAGUAUGUGCUCAACCUCACCGAGAAGAACUGAUUCAAGAUUUGUUCAAAACGUGGAAAGAUCCUCACCGGGGCAUGGUUGCCGGUGGCAUGAUAAGGGAGCUCUUGCUUUCAUUUAAGAAGGCCACAGGACAAAAACCAUUGAGGAUAAUAUUCUACAGGGAUGGUGUCAGUGAGGGUCAGUUCUACCAGGUUUUACUGCAUGAACUUGAUGCGGUACGCAAGGCUUGUGCUUCACUAGAACCCAGUUACCAACCUCCAGUAACUUUUAUCGUUGUCCAAAAGCGACAUCAUACCAGACUUUUUGCAUCCAAUCACAAUGAUAGAAGCAGCACUGACAAGAGCGGUAAUAUUUUACCAGGUACUGUCGUGGAUUCAAAGAUAUGUCAUCCGACCGAGUUCGACUUUUAUCUAUGCAGUCAUGCAGGGAUCCAGGGAACGAGUCGUCCUGCACAUUAUCAUGUUCUUUGGGAUGAAAACAACUUCAGUGCAGAUGAUAUUCAAUCUCUGACUAAUAACCUCUGCUACACGUAUGCUCGGUGCACAAGAUCAGUGUCAGUAGUUCCUCCAGCAUACUACGCUCAUUUAGCAGCGUACAGAGCUCGAUUCUAUGUGGAACCCGACGCCCAGGAGAACGCCAAAAGGUGCUGCACUCGCACCACAAAUGGGACCUGCGUCCGGCCUCUGCCUGCACUGAAAGAGAGAGUGAAAAAUGUGAUGUUCUAUUGUUGACGCAAUAAAACAGAGAGAGAGAGAGAGAGCGCGCGCGAUCGGAAAGUGAUUUGUUCAAUAUAUAUACACAUUUUGAGAAACAGGGUCCGCAAUCAAAAUUUUGACCAAGCAUACGAU